Messenger RNA from Phragmites australis (common reed), 846 nucleotides. RefSeq names its product universal stress protein PHOS32-like. The coding region runs from base 96 to 578 and encodes 160 amino acids. The record is from RefSeq and is a predicted model, not a curated record. The transcript is spliced from 4 exons. NCBI's taxonomy places the organism in Eukaryota, Viridiplantae, Streptophyta, Magnoliopsida, Poales, Poaceae.
AACAGGAGCAAUACCAUACCUGCAACUUAACAUUGCCUUUUCGUAGACAUACUGGUUUCGAAACUGAAAGCUGUUUUCCGAUUGCUUGGAGCGACAUGGGUGGGAGGAACAUUGGAGUCGCUGUGGACUUCUCAUCAUGCAGCAAAGCAGCUCUGAGAUGGGUUUCAACGAACCUUACCAGAAAUGGUGAUAAACUCAUACUUAUCCAUGUCAACAAUUCCUACCAGAAGGAGCAAGGAGCAGUUCAUCUCUGGGAACAGAGUGGCUCACCACUCAUCCCCCUGACAGAGUUCUCAGAUCCCCAUGUCACCAAGACAUACGGUGUAUCGCCGGACAAGGAGACAAUUGAGAUCCUUACCCAAGUGGCAAAUCAGAGAGGGAUUGAAGUCCUCGCAAAAAUAUUCUAUGGUGACCCUGCAAAGAAGCUGCAUGAAUCAGUGGACCUGGUUCCCCUCAACUGCUUGGUCCUCGGAAGUAGAGGGCUAAGCACGCUUAAGAGGGCUCUGAUGGGGAGUGUGAGCACCUAUAUCGUGAACCAUGCAUCUUGCCCCGUCACAGUUGUGAAGGAGAACAUGUAGAGCUGAUGAACACUAUUACUGUCUACAAGCAGUCACUGCAAGAACAAUACGUAUAUAUGCGGUAAAUAAAGUGUGCUUGACAUGCACUGAUGUGGUGGCUCUUGCUGCUGCAAUGCUGUUACUGGCUGGCCAGCUUAACCAGGACUGAACAGCACAGGUCUUGACACUGUUAUAUGAAGAAAUUGUAUGCCUGAUGUAAUUGUAAAACCAUUAGUAACUAUGAAAUCGAUGCUAAUAAGUAAAAUAGCAGUUGCUAUAUUUCAGUUCA